UUGCCUCGAGCAUAAAAUCACCGCAGACUUCAGACUUGGACACGUAGAGCAGAUUGCCCAACGAUCUCCACGAAUCCAGGACUGCCUAAACCCCGUGACCCGUCAGGGCUUAAGGCCUCUCUCUGCAAGCUCGACCAUUGAUAGCAGCAGUCGUCGAUCAGACUGCAGGUUCCAUCUCCCCGUGCCCGACGAAAUCGAUACCGCUGUGGCUGUCAUCCGCAUCAGUAGCCAGCAAUCUCACGUCUCAGUCCGGAGCAGCAUCUGGUUCCCACAGCAGACGGAGAAUUCUCUUCACAUGGAUUUUUAGAUGACGCCAUAUCUCGGCCAUAUGCAGGUCUGGGAUUUCGCUAUGGAAAUGACGGUGUGUUGGGAAUGUGAGGAGGACGCAGAGAACUAACGCAUGGAGAGCAGUACUAUAAAAAAUUGAGCUUUUUUCCAGCCAUGUCGUCCGCUGCUGCUCUGUGCCCUCAGGCCCUCACCUCUGCUACGAGAAGUGUGUGGGGCAAUUUUCAAUCAUGUCAGGUGCAUAUGGGAAUCCCACUUGGCGCUGGUCGGUUUGGAGAGGGUAGUGGGAUUGAUCGUCUGUCCACGGAAUUGGGCUUUUGUGGAUUCUUAGGCUGCACAUUCCGCCGUGCUGCCGGUGAGCAGAAUGGAUUUAAGGAGAGGAGCCGUAAGAGAGGAUUGGCGACGUCUGCCUCGGGCAAUUUUGACAGGCGGAGACCCGUGGAAGUCUCCAGGCGUGAUUCUUCGAGAAAUGCGCCUUCUGGAGAGAGGAGGCAGCAGCGUACGAAGUUCAGGGAUGACAUAUCCCCACACCGUGCAGUCGUCGUUGUGCGGUUGUUACGGAUAGAGGAAGGCGGAGCCUAUGCCGACAUCUUGAGUUGGGAUUCCACCAUUGAUACCACAAGAGAAAUGCAGUACGUUCAGCGCACGCUUGGAUUCAGCACUGCGGAGCUGGAACCCCGAGGUAGAAGGCUGGUCACGGAGGAAGUGGCUGGAAUUGUUCGAUGGAAGCGCUACCUAGACUAUUUAAUUUUUAGCCAAUUCAGAGGAGAAGAAAGAGACUAUGAACGCAUGGAACCUCUUCUUCGUCAGAUAUUACGACUGGGGGUGUAUGAACUCGUGAUGUUAGAAAUGUCCCCUUACGCAGUGGUCAACGAGGCUACACAGCUCGCCAAGAUUGCACUGAGGGCUGGAGCGGGGGGCAUGGUAAAUGGUCUCCUUCGAGCUGUGGCUACAAAUCAGAUUGAAAAUAACCACCCAUCACCCGUGCUGGAAGGAGAUGACCGCUCACAAGCAAGAGCCCUUGCUACAAUUCAUUCUCAUCCAGUGUGGAUGGUCAGGAAGUGGAUGGCAAGAUUUGGGAAGGAGGAAACUAUCGAACUUCUUCAAUACAAUAACAGGAGGCCAACUUUUGCUUUGAGGGCUAAUAUUGCUCAAGGUGUGUCACCAGAAGAUCUCAGUGCACAGUUGGACAAACUGGAGGUGGCUCACGAGAAAUCGCCAUAUGUGCCUGAAUUUGUUAGACUUUCUAUAGGUAUGCAGGAUGUUCUUCGAGCAGGAUUGCUCAAAGAUGGCCUUUGUGCUGUACAAGAUGAGAGUGCAGGUUUGGUGGUAUGUGUGGUCGACCCACAGCCAGGAGAGCACAUAAUAGACUGUUGCGCGGCACCUGGUGGCAAAGCUCUCUUUCUAGCCGCAAAAUUGAACGGCACAGGGAAAGUGUUGGCAGUAGAUAUAAACGAGGGGCGUCUGCGUAUCCUUGAGGAGGCUGCGGAACAGCUAGGAGUAUCAAACAUAGUGAGCACACUUUGUUGUGAUCUUCGGAACUACACUGCUGAUGUAACUGGCACUGCAGACAAAGUACUUCUGGAUGCUCCAUGCAGUGGAUUGGGUGUUUUAGCGAAAAGGGCAGAUCUAAGGUGGCGAAGAACACCCGAAGAAAUUCUUGGGCUCAACGAUCUUCAGGACCAACUGCUUGAUUCUGCUGCAAAGCUUGUGAAGCCAGGUGGAGUGCUUGUCUACAGCACUUGCUCCAUAGAACCGGCUGAGAACCAUGAACGGGUGGCAGCCUUUAUCGACGGGCACCCUGAGUUUGUGAUUGAAUCCGCUGAAGCGUUCAUACCCAAGGAACUGGUAUCGGAGGAGGGCUAUUUCGCUUCAAAACCUCACAAGCACCUCAUUGAUGGGGCCUUCGCUGCUAGGCUACGGAAAACUCAGUGAGAUUCCGAGUCACAGUACUUUGAUCUGACUUGGACGAAUCCUGAUCUCGGAAAUGUAAAUACUUUCGAGGUUUACGAUUUUAUAGUAGGAAGUAAACGAUUACACAACGAGUCAAAUAGAUUUAGGCGGAACCAGAAUUGGGUGGAAGAAAUAUCUCCUUUAGCACCUUCGCUGAAACAGGAUGUAAAUUCAAUGUGAGCCACUUGUGGCAUCCGAUUGUCCUGCAUUGUGAUCCCGAUGGGAAUGGUUUAAGGCUCACUGGAGUAAAUUUGUGCUGGAAGCGAAUCCAUGAAUCGAAUAGAAGAAGAAUGUGUGACUUUAGGUGA
Molecule: messenger RNA, 2546 nt
Organism: Marchantia polymorpha subsp. ruderalis
Lineage: Eukaryota; Viridiplantae; Streptophyta; Marchantiopsida; Marchantiales; Marchantiaceae
Source: the annotation of a GenBank genome assembly